CUGACGACAAGUAAUCACAGAAACAAGGAGAUAAUUAAACCACAGAAUAGAUUAAUUAAUAUUAGAAAUUAAUUAAUCUAUUCUGUGAUUAAACUAUCGCAGUAAAUCACGCAUUUUUGAAUUAAUCUAGAAAAUCAAUUCAUGUCUACGAACUAUGAACGUUUCGGACAUCGUACACAAUAAAACAGUUGAUAGUUAGAUAUUCGAUUUCUGUAAAUCUAAACCGUGUACUGCCAACAGUCCAACUAUGCUGCCAUCGAUCGCACAACAGCCAUCAAAUCAAACGCUGAGGCUCGUUGACAAAGAUCGGCUGGUCGUCCAACGCGUCCGCGUGAAAGCUCACGAUAAACUGAUAUCCAAGUCAGCGGAAGCGUCCAAUUCGCAGCAAAAUGUAUUGGAUAACUUGUGGGACCUGUCGGCCGAUUUUAAUUUUAGUCAGAAUUCGAACAACGAUGAACUUUUGGAUCUGGGCAACAGUCAAACGUCUUCUUUUUUUCGUCAAGUAUCCGGCGACGAUAGAGUCUCGUGGGAAGAAGAGAAAAAAAACACCUCCCCUUAUUAUAAAACAAUUAAUGGCUUCGGAUACUACUCUUGUGAUUCGUGCCCAUUCCUUUGUUUAAAUACUAAAUUAUUUUUAGAACAUAAUGAAAAAGACCAUCAUAUUAAUCAUGCUCCCCUAAAAUCCCUAUUGAGAAUCAAAUGCAUUGGCUGUGAUAAUAUUUUUUAUUCGCUGAAUGUCCUUCGGUGGCAUUUGAUUGAAGAUCAUGAUGUUUUAUCUUUUGAAGUUGAUGAAUUAAUACAACUUGUAGUUGAAGCUAAUAAAGAAGAUACUUUAUACCUAAAUGAUGGAAUGUCUCUGAAAAUAACUGAAAACAGUAAUCCAACGGAUUUUGAUGAUACUAAUGAAACAAUACUGGACACUUCAGAUUUUGGUCAAAAGUCACAUAUCAUUGAUACUCAAACACACAUUACAAAAAAUGAUUUUGUUGAUGAUUGUUAUUUAAAUGGAACUUGUGAAAACAUUUGGGAUUAUCAAGAACAAGUCUUCAACGGACUUCAACAACAUAACACUGAUAACGACAAUAACACAAUAGAAAAACGUUUAAGGUGUACGUUUAAAACUUGCAAAGUUAAAUUUAGAACAGAAGAAAAUUUGAAAUAUCACACAAAAUGCCAUUCGGAUGAUGGAUUUCGAUGUGCCGAAUUUGAAUGUCUAUAUACCGAUACUAAGUGGUUAUCUAUGAUGUCUCAUUUAUGGAAAAUACAUAGUAUAGACUUAGAAAUGUUCAGCUGUAAUCAAUGUGGUUUUAAGACCAACAGCCUGUACAAAUUGAAUACGUUUCACAAGAAAAUACACAUGAAAGAAAAACCAUUUUUGUGCCCGGAAUGUAAUAAAGGUUUCAAAUCUAUCAAACAACUCAGGAACCACAAAACUAUCCACACGAAGAGCGAGAAACUUCCGAGGACCGACCUGACGUGCCUACACUGUUCCAGGGACUUCUCCACUAAAAAUCUGUUGCACCAGCACAUCUCCAGCAUACACAUACGAGUGCGACCUCACUCGUGCAUGGUGUGCGGCUACACCACGGCCGUGGCCAGUUCGCUAAAGCUUCACAUGCGCAUGCACACCGGCGAGAAGCCGUUCAGGUGCGAUGAGUGCGGCUACUCCACGGCAGAUCACAACACACUGAGAAAGCACAAGAUGAGGCACACCGGCCAGAAGAACUACACUUGUCCGCUGUGCAACUAUUCCUGUAUACAAGCCUCGUCAUACAAAAAACAUCUGAAAACCAAACAUCCUGGGAUGGAUGAUGGUAUCAUGUACAGCUGCGACAUGUGCAAUUUCAAGACUAUCCGUAAAGAUAUGUACAUGUUACACAUUGUCAAGCACAAGGAAGAAAAACUACAAAAUAACGGUAUAUGCGAACCACUUGUCAGCUUGGACGAGGUUUUGUUAUUCGUUAUUUUAAUUGUAUCAAUAGCAACAAGUUCAGGGGAUGAUUAUAUACAAACUCAAAGCAAUGAAGAUGUACAGGAUGAACCAAUUUAUAGCAAUCAUAAAUAUAUUGAUGAUGAUUCAACUGGUUCCAUACAAAAAUACCAACCAGGGAGAGUUCAAAUAAAAGUCUAUAGAGGACCAGACGUAAUUGAAAACGAUGAAUCAUAUGCAGCUCAUGGAUUCUGGGUCAAGCAACCAUCUGAGGACUAUUAAUGUUAAUUUAUAAUUUUGUAUAGAUUUGAAUUGUAUUAUAUUAUUAUUUGUCACAUUUU
Messenger RNA from Sipha flava (yellow sugarcane aphid), 2271 nucleotides. RefSeq names its product gastrula zinc finger protein XlCGF26.1-like. Gene Ontology annotation, biological process: regulation of transcription by RNA polymerase II. The transcript is spliced from 10 exons. Gene Ontology annotation, molecular function: chromatin insulator sequence binding; DNA-binding transcription factor activity, RNA polymerase II-specific; RNA polymerase II cis-regulatory region sequence-specific DNA binding. Bases 248 to 2212 code for a protein of 654 amino acids. Lineage: Eukaryota; Metazoa; Arthropoda; Insecta; Hemiptera; Aphididae. Gene Ontology annotation, cellular component: chromosome. The record is from RefSeq and is a predicted model, not a curated record.